Messenger RNA from Ascochyta rabiei, 687 nucleotides. RefSeq lists its product as uncharacterized. The coding region runs from base 1 to 687 and encodes 228 amino acids. The transcript has 3 exons. The record is from RefSeq and is a predicted model, not a curated record. Lineage: Eukaryota; Fungi; Ascomycota; Dothideomycetes; Pleosporales; Didymellaceae.
AUGUUCCCUUACAUUCAUGUUCAUCCUUUCGAUAACUUCGGAACAUUGCAACACUCGUUUGACAGUGUCCGGCAGCGAGCCGAUGCACUGCACGUCGAAAACGUCGCUCUCAGGUCCCAAGUUCAGGUUCUCAGUGGACGUAUCUCCUCUCUUGAGACCGAGAAUACACAAUUACGCUCCAUGGUUACCGGCAUUCCGCCGCCUCCGCCCGCCUCAGACGUGUACACGACCGAAAUUGAAAACGUGAUACAGCUGCCUGUAGCCCUCAAGAGCUUGGCGAUCAUGCAGAACCACUUCCGCUACCAAGGCACCCUAAGGCAAUGUUCAACUCUAGGCUGCAACCGAUACGCCUUCGAUCAGACAUGCUUCCGAGAAGGCCACAUCGCUUGGUGUCGCACCCACAACCGCAUCAUCACCCGCACGUACACUUCUUGCUCGGUAAGGUUAGAAGCACGCGGUGACUGCUCGCCACUCUACUGGGAACCCAGCAGUAACUGGGAAGAGAUUGUAGCUUGCGCCUUCCGAGACGGCAAGAUUGGCCGCAAGGAUUUGCCGACUGAUGUCCUUGAUCGACUUCUGUACCCUCAAAUCCACCCAAUCUCGCAGCGCACUGGUCCACCAAUCCACCCCCCACAGGCUCGUUACUUGCAUGACAACUUUUCUUACACGAUGUUCAGGAAGCGUUGA